Molecule: messenger RNA, 2946 nt
Organism: Macroventuria anomochaeta
Lineage: Eukaryota; Fungi; Ascomycota; Dothideomycetes; Pleosporales; Didymellaceae
Exons: 1
Coding region: 1-2946 (981 amino acids)
Source: RefSeq, a predicted model, not a curated record
AUGGGUUCCGGAUGCCCGACCCCCAACUCAAAUGGCAAAGCUCCUAUGCACGAUUCCUUUCCGGGACCCGCAAAAGAUGCUACACGGCAUAGCAGCGAGACCAGCAGCCUCGCACCCAGCGCCCCGAAUACUGUAUUAUCAAGGGUGAUCGUAUCCCACAAUGUUAUGGACAAGUCAUCGCCCGCAGAUGCAGCACCUCUAGCUUUAACAGGCUCGCCGGCUUCAGCAUCUGAGGAGUCAGCGCAAGAACCAAGCAGUCUCGGUCACCACCUCUUAGGGCGCAAUAGCGCGGUUAGCAGCCUUGUACCCCAUGCUCCAAACGCAGUUUCGCCACGAGUGAGUGCGUUCAAAAGCCCUGUGAACGAACCAUCGCUCACAAAUAUAACACACCAAGCUAAAAGAGGGUCGCCUCCUGGAACCCAAGAAUCUGCGCAACAACCAAGCAGAUCGGAACACCAUAAUAGUGGGACUAUCACUUUGUCAGACGUAGACUUGACAUUCGCAGUCGAUUGCUCCGGUAGCACCAACGGAGACGUCCUCAGAGAAGAGAAGAGCGCGAUCUAUGGUAUCUCUAAGCUGCUUUCGCAUGAAGCGCAAGCUAGAGUGGUGAUUCUACCUUGGAAUGAUGAAGCCGAGGAAGCGCUAUCACUUGAAGAAGUUGAGGACAUGUACUCCUCCGGCGGGACAGACCCUACAGUCCUUCUCCGGGACAGACAUUAUCGUCAAGCCCUACGCAACUCCUCUUUGUGGGUGCUCGUAACAGACGGCUAUAUCAGCGACGAUUUGGUCAGAGAGUUCUCUAAUACUUUGGGCGAAGCCGGCUUGCAUGGCACAGCUUCAAUUGUCAUAUGCGUAGGCAGGGCCCCAAUCCGUCCACUUGAUGGCAACAUUUCCGUCGGCAAGUCGGUUUUUGCUACAGUCCCUGACUGUUUAUUUCUGUACCACGACAUUCGGGUACGACAAGUGUAUAUGCUUCAAUGCAAGGGUCGUUUCCGAUCACUUUUACCUGAUCCAAACAGCUCGAUCGUCUUGGACGAUGACACAAAUUGGAAGGACCUGCCCAAAAUGGACUAUGAGACUCUUCGCAAUUUUGCUGUACCCCGAAAACGAAAUCUCUCCAUGGACACUGUCGUCUUGACCAGCGGCAGUACAUUCAGUCUUAGCGACGUCUACAACGACACUCUCGAAAGCUCGCUCACGAAUGAGAUAUUGAGUAACGAUGAUGAUCUGAAAACGUUGUUGAUGACAGCAUCGACAAGAGGGCGUAAGGAUGAUGUAAAGCGAUGGAUAUCCAAGAAACAAUUAAAUGCAAGCGAUCCAGUAUGGGCCCCAAGAAACGACAUCGAGCACCGUGCCUUCAGGUGUAUAGAAAAGAUGGUCCAUUCGUCUAGGGAUUUUAUCAACGAGAAUGUAGCCAACCUAAAGGACGAAUUGCGAUCGGCACAUGAAAAAAAUUGGAGCCAAUUUGCCACCACGAUGAUUGCCGAGAAGCAAGAGGCUGAACUACGUACCAUUGUGAUUGCGGAUGCUACUGCUCGUCUUCGAUUGGAUGAUGAUACACCAUCUACUCCGGGUACAUUGGGCCCAGUCUCUCCCUCUAUAUCGGGUCCAAGAUACACAGAAUCACACGUUGAAGACUAUGACCCCUUCGUUGUUGUAUCAGAAACCAAAUGUAAUCGGCGCUCGAGGACGCGCCACAAUCGUAACCCACCGGACCCUGGUGUAUUGUUCACGCAAGGUUAUAAGUACUUGGGGCACAUCAACAGCGGCGAGAACAGUGCGAGCGAGCAUUUUGAAGGUACAUGCUCCCUCUGCACAAGAUCUGGUCAGGUGAUGGCCUUGGUAUUGAAAAGACCGGAAGACGAGGAGCUUACUCCGAAUUAUCCUACGCCAGGGCAACAUGCAAAGCACAUAUUCCCUUUUGUGCUUGGGAACUAUCCGGAUGUUGACAUCGUGUCACAAGAAAUCUACUGCGAGGCGUGCACCGUUUACCUCAAACUUCAUGGGCAAUCACCUAAAGCUGCAUGUAUUGUUGGAGCCUUGCCUUUGGUACAGACACAUGGCCAUCUACAUCGUUUCAAUCUACAGUCUUGGACUGAAACAUUGAUUAGCGUGUUUGGAGGGCGUUUCCACGAGGAUAUUGUUAUCUCAGUCUUUCUUGCGGUACUCUACAAUACUCUUGAUGAUCUCACCGCGGUCGAUUCAGGAGAGAAUACGCAUCUUACCCGAGCGUUGAGAUGGGCGUGCCGCAACCUGUUGCAAUCUCUCAUAGUUUGUCGCGAUACGACCACGACCCCGCUUGGGCAGAGUCCCGCUCAGGGCUCCAGGUCGUCCGCUCCAUUGGCAGACACCAUUCCAAGGCUUCUCAAAGAUGCGAUGAACGGCAACGGUCCCUACUCAAAAUAUCCUCUUGACGGCUUUCUAGUCCUUAUCUUGGCCGCCCGAGACGUCGACAAUGAAAAUUGCGAACGUGGGACUCUACGAUGCGUAGUCUGGCUCCGGCUGAUGACGCACAUAGUCGAAGAACAUUUCGCUUUGAUGGGCACCGCCAGUAGAGAAGGGGCAAAGAACCUCCUGGCUCAGAUUGUAUACACGAAGGCUUCGGGUGUGCAACAAGCAAACAUGCACCAACCCCCCAAAACAAGGAAACCGUCCGUUCCAAUAACCGCGCUGGAGGGCACGCAUCUUCUGUCCAGCACCGAUCUACAGACAUUUCAACGCCUGGGGACUCUCUUCACAUACAUUGGCACCAAAUGUUGCCCAGCGCUUGCUGUGUUACUGCAUUACCUACUUGAGUACUCCCCCAUGUGUAAAACUUCAGGAGAGUGUUUCACGUUGCUUAAGAAGGAGGCGAAGCUGAGGAAGCUGUUCUGUGCACCUGAGGAUGUAGAUCCAUCAAGGGCGACAGCCCUCAUAGCGGACCUCGACUCGUCGCUGCAAGGGUAA